Darwinula stevensoni is the source of this 690-nucleotide messenger RNA. Lineage: Eukaryota; Metazoa; Arthropoda; Ostracoda; Podocopida; Darwinulidae. The record is from the annotation of a GenBank genome assembly.
AUGCAGUCAAUCAACCGAUUGUUAUCGAUUGCUGAUGACCGCGCCGGCACAAAGCCAACGCAUGUGAAACAGCCCGGCAGCCGGGUCGUGUAUGUGGUUGAUGACGAUGACAUGAUCAGAGCCACCUUGCGCGACAUGCUCGAACUGAACGGCUUCCAAGUCGCUGAUUAUGCCAGCAGUGAAGAUUUUCUGAACGUUGACCAUUCGGCAGUGGAUGCCUGCCUUUUGGUGGAUGCCUAUUUGCCCGGUAUGGAUGGGCUCCAGUUGAUUGAAACCCUGAAUCAGCGAAAUCAAAUCUUGCCGUCCAUCAUGAUUACCGGGCGAAGUGACGUUGCGAUGGCCGUAACGGCAAUGAAGGUCGGAGCGGCCGAUUUCUUUGAAAAACCGAUUGCCGCACCCGAGCUGCUUGCCAGUAUUGAACGGGUUUUUGAGCGAUCCAAGGAUGCGAACAAAGCCCAUGCUUGGCACCAAUCAGCCAUGGAUCAUGUUGCAGGUUUGACGCUUCGCCAGCGCGAAAUCAUGGACCUGGUUCUUGCCGGCCAUCCGAGCAAGAAUAUAGCAGCCGAUCUUGGCAUAAGCCAGCGAACGGUUGAGAACCAUCGGGCAGCGGUUAUGAAGAAGACUGGCAGCAAGUCCUUGCCUGCGCUCGCGCGUCUCGCGCUGGCUGCCGCGGAACCAACCGCUAGGUAG